AUUGUUUCUCUAGGUAAUACGGGUCAAACUCUUCUUAGAGGAGCAUUAUAUAUACAGCAGAACACUGAGGAAUUCGUUUAAAGAUUAGCUUCAGUCAUCAGAAUCUUGUUCCACGAAAAUCCUUACUACAUCAAAAGAUGCAAAUGGGGUCAACAAUAAAGGAUGACAGGGAGGAAGUUUUACAGGCAUGGUAUAUGGAUGAUACUGAUGAUGAUCAAAGAUUACCCCAUCACCGAAAUCCAAAGGAAUUUGUCUCGUUGGAGAAACUUGCUGGACUUGGGGUGCUCAGCUGGCGAUUAGAUGCAGAUAAUUAUGAAACAGAUGACGAGUUAAAGAAAAUUCGUGAAACUCGUGGAUACUCUUACACGGACUUCCGUGAGGUGUGCCCUGAAAACUUGCCGAAUUAUGAACAGACAAUAAAAACCUUUUUUCGAGAACAUCUUCACAUUGAUGAGGAAAUCCGUUAUUGUGUUGCUGGAAGCUGUUAUUAUGAUGUAAGGGAUCAUGAUGAUAAUUGGAUCCGCCUAAUGGUAAAGAAAGGCGGAAUGAUUAUACUGCCUGCUGGAAUCUAUCAUCGGUUCACUCUUGAUACAAACAAUCAUGUUAAGGUUAUGCGGCUUUUUGUUGGCGAUCCUAUAUGGACUCCUUAUAGUCGUCCACAUGAUCAUCUGCCUGCAAGGAAGGAGUAUCUGGAAUCCUUUAUCCAUAAGGCAGAUGAAAAUACCUCUGUGGAUGCCGCAGCUUGAUAACAUACACUCAAGAUUGAUGAAAAAAAUUGCAGUGAAAGGCUUCAAGAAAGUGCUAUAUAGGCAUGUUGUACUUUAUUGGACACAAUUUUAGACAUUUUUUUUUUCUUGUUGGAAUGUGAGAAUUGUGUUUGUAAGUAAUCAGUGCACCCUGUGGAACCUUUUUGGUGAAUUUUUGAGUGAAGGUCGUAAAACAAAUAUUGUAAUCAGGCGGAUGUUAGAUGGCUUAUGCAAGAAUCAAUACAUUGAUAAAGUAAUGUCCUUGUUUAU
Messenger RNA from Daucus carota subsp. sativus, 1016 nucleotides. RefSeq names its product acireductone dioxygenase 2-like. Gene Ontology annotation, molecular function: acireductone dioxygenase [iron(II)-requiring] activity. Bases 138 to 746 code for a protein of 202 amino acids. The transcript is spliced from 8 exons. NCBI's taxonomy places the organism in Eukaryota, Viridiplantae, Streptophyta, Magnoliopsida, Apiales, Apiaceae. The record is from RefSeq and is a predicted model, not a curated record.